Molecule: messenger RNA, 1161 nt
Organism: Oncorhynchus masou masou (cherry salmon)
Lineage: Eukaryota; Metazoa; Chordata; Actinopteri; Salmoniformes; Salmonidae
Product: component of gems protein 1-like
Exons: 3
Coding region: 1-1161 (386 amino acids)
Source: RefSeq, a predicted model, not a curated record
AUGAGACCAAUAAGCAAUAUAAGACCAAUAAGCAACGAGGCCAAUAAGCACUAUGAGGCCAAUAAACACUAUGAGACCAAUAAGCACUAUGAGACCAAUAAGCAAUAUGAGACCAAUAAGCACUAUGAGACCAAUGAGCACUAUGAGACCAAUAAGCAAUAUGAGACCAAUAAGCACUAUGAGACCAAUAAGCACUAUGAGACCAAUAAGCACUAUGAGACCAAUAAGCAAUAUGAGACCAAUAAGCACUAUGAGACCAAAAAGCAAUAUGAGACCAAUAAGCACCAUGAGACCAAUAAGCACUAUGAGACCAAUAAGCACUAUGAGACCAAUGAGCACUACUAUGAGACCAAUAAGCACUAUGAGACCAAUAAUCACUAUGAGAUCAAUAAGCAAUAUGAGACCAAUAAGCACUAUGAAACCAAUAUAGGCAGAGAAUCCCACUAUGAGACCAAUAAGCAAUAUGAGACCAAUAAGCACUAUGAGAUCAAUAAGCAAUAUGAGACCAAUAAGAACUAUGAGAUCAAUAAGCAAUAUGAGACCAAUAAGCACUAUGAGACCAAUAAGCACUAUGAGACCAAUAAGCAAUAUGAGACCAAUAAUUUCAUAACAAAUAAGCACUAUGAGGCCAAUAAGCACUAUGAGACCAAUAAGCACUAUGAGACCAAUAAGCACUAUGAGACCAAUAAGCAAUAUGAGACCAAUAAGCACUAUGAGACCAAUAAGCACUAUGAGACCAAUAAGCACUAUGAGACCAAUAAGCACUAUGAGACCAAUAAACACUAUGAGGCCAAUAAGCAAUAUGAGACCAAUAAGCACUAUGAGACCAAUAAACACGAUGAGACCAAUAAGCACUAUGAGACCAAUAAACACGAUGAGACCAAUAAGCACUAUGAGACCAAUAAGCACUAUGAGACCAAUAAGCACUAUGAGACCAAUAAGCACUAUGAGACCAAUAAGCACUAUGAGACCAAUAAGCACUAUGAGACCAAUAAGCACUAUGAGACCAAUAAACACGAUGAGACCAAUAAGCACUAUGAGACCAAUAAGCACUAUGAGAUCAAUAAGCAAUAUGAGACCAAUAAGCACUAUGAGACCAAUAAGCAAUAUGAGACCAAUAAGCACUAUGAGGCCAAUAGGCCUGUGAGGAAAACCAGUUAG